Molecule: messenger RNA, 6882 nt
Organism: Rhizophagus irregularis DAOM 181602=DAOM 197198
Lineage: Eukaryota; Fungi; Glomeromycota; Glomeromycetes; Glomerales; Glomeraceae
Biological process (GO): intracellular protein localization; retrograde transport, endosome to Golgi; endocytosis
Cellular component (GO): endocytic vesicle; Golgi apparatus; membrane
Source: RefSeq, a predicted model, not a curated record
CUUUUUUUUUAAAUAUUUUGAGAGUUGAAGAAAUUUAAUAGAUAUUUUAUAAUUUCCCAUCAACUUUAAAACCUUCAAUUUUUGAUUCUACAGUGUACAAGUUUUAAAGUUGAUGGCCUCGCCAAGAGUAUCGUCGGCUUCAACAGGAAGAGAUUCACCAAACCCAACAACAUUUAAUGAACCUUUUCAAUUUGAUGAGCAUAAACUUGCAUCCUACGCUGCUAAUCCUGAAAAACAGGAAUUAUAUGUUUUUAAUUGGUUGGCUAAUUUAGAAAGGGAGAUUAAAAAAAUCGAUAAAGAUACAAUAAAACAAUGUCAGACAAAUCUUGAGAAACAAUUAUUAAAAUUUAUAUCAUCAAUAACACCAAAACCACAGAGACCGAUUAGACAACUUAUAGCAAGAAUUUUUGUUAUUAUUUAUAUUAAAGGUGAUUCUAGAACUUUAUUUGAUACUAUCACAGCACUUCAAAGUUUAGUUGGUGUAGGUAAAAAUGUUGGAGAAAAAGAGACUAAAUUAGCCGCAUUACAUUGUAUUGGUAUAAUUUUAAAAUCUUUAGGAGAUAAGAUAUUAUCACUUGUUCCUGAAACUGUUAAUAUUUGUUUGAAAACAAUCAAGAAUUCAUCCAAUGCAUUGAUUGUUAGAUUGGAAGCUAUUUAUACAAUAAAUAGAUCGCUUGAAGGAGCAAGUAAAGGAGUAACAGAAUCUAUAGUAAAAGACAUUAUGAAACAAAUGAGAUCAGGAUUAAAUGACAAAGCAUUGAUCAUUAAAGUAGCUUCAGUUCAGUGUAUGCAUGCUAUAGCAAAGUAUACACAUCAACAAUAUCCAAUUACGUCUAAUGAAUUAGAUAACUUACUUAAUCAAAUGGUUAAAUUACUUGACGGAUCUAAUCAAACAAUUCGUCGUUCAGUUUCAUCAUAUAUUGCAACAUUAUUAGCGGGAACACAAAGUGAAGCAGAUUUUUUAGCAAUAUCUUCAACUACUUCAUCAAAGAAAAAAUCAUCCACUUUACCAUCGCAAAUAUCAGGUGAUGAUGGUCUACAGCAAUCAGAUUCUUCAUCUUCAACAAAAGUAAUAUUAUCAGUAGAAGAAAUGUUAACUAAUUUAUCAACAAUUUAUAAUAAACAAUCAACAUCAAGAGAAGUUAGAGCAGCAAUAAUAGAAACAUAUUCAGCAUUAUUCUUACAAUUGGGUACAAAAUACGUUGAAUUAAAUUAUUCAUUUAUCGCACAACAUUUAUUAAAGGAUCUUGUAUCACACCCAAAAAAUUCUUCAUCACGGUAUGAAGCACUUAAUGUUCGGGAACAUUGUGAAUUAUUAUUACGUGAUGUUAUCGGUACUAGAUUAUUAAGUGAACAAGGACAAGUUACAGCAGUACGUGAAUUGGCUAAUGGAUGGUUAAAACAAUGGUCGGCAAAUCAAGUUGAGCCAUCAAAGUUAUCACUUGUAUGUGCAGCUAAUGAAAUAUCAGGAUUAUUAUUAGAUUUAGGAGGAGCAGCAAGCACAGUAUUUGAUGUAGUCGCGGAUCCAUUGGUUACACUGCUGAGUCAUUCAAGUUAUUCGGUACAAAUAGCAACAGCAUGGUGUCUUAGAUGUUUAUGUUAUUCAUUACCAAUAAAAUUAUCGGGAUUAAUUACGAAAGUACAUGGAUUGUUAAGUAAAGAUCUGAAUAAUUUAUCAAAUCAAGUGACGUCGAGUGAAUUACCGAAAAGGACACUUGGAUAUGCUUAUGGAUUAGCAGCAUUAUUAAGUGUUAUACCAAGUAGACCAUUGGAUGUAUCAUUUGAAGUGAGCGCAAGGAUAUUUUCAUUAUCAACUCAGUUAAUUAAAACAAGUGCGAAUAAAGAUUUGUCAGUUGCGAGCAUACAAAUACAAGUAGCAUGGAUACUCAUCGGAUCAUUAAUGUCAUUAGGUCCUAAUUUUGUUAAAUUACAUUUACCACAAUUAUUAAUAUUAUGGAAGAUGGCUUUACCUAAACCAAAUAGUAAUAAAGAGUCAGUAUCAAAUAGAAGUGAAACUGAAUGGUCAUUCAUGUUUCAUGUUAGAGAAUGCGUAUUAGGUGCUAUGUUAAGUUUCUUAUUACAUAAUUCUAAAUUAGUUACAUCAGAUGUAUCAAAAAGAUUAGUAGCUUUAUUAAAUAAUGCAUUAACGUUCACUUUAUUGGUUCCAAGUUCAUUUCCAAAUAAUCCUACACCAAAUUCAUCAUCAAUUUCAAUUGCACCACAAUUGCCAUUUUCAUCGUUAAAAUUCUCGGAUAGGGAAAAUAUGCUAAAACGAAGGAUAUUUCAAUGUUUUGUAGUCAUAAGGCCAAUCAGCACUUAUGAUAAUUUAAGCACACAAUUAUUGAAAUUAAGUGUAUCACAAUUUGCGGAUCCUGAAAAGAAUGUUGGAAGUGCGAUUACAGCAGCAAUCGCUGCAGCAGUUUCUGGUAGUUUUACAAGUGUAUGGACAACAGGAGAUGAAUAUGCUUACGGUGUUACAAGCAGAUUACAGGGAAUGAAUAUUGAUAUCGCCAAUCUGGUAGAUAAUGAUGAUGAAGAAGGAAAUGGCAGAAAAGUAGGAGUAAGAGAUUGGUUAAAUAGGGAUUUAGUUGAAAGUAGAGUUGAAAACCAAUUAGAACAACCAAUUAUAGGAGCACCUGAAUAUGAUUCAUUAAUGAUUUAUACAACUUAUUGGUUAUCAUCAUCAAAUAAUAAUAAUAGUAACAACAACAAUAAUAAAAUGCCAAAACCAGUACCAGCAGCAACUGCAUUAGUAGAUUAUAGUUUAGAAUUAUUCGGAUUAGUAUUCCCGGCACAGAGUGCUCAAGUACAAGAAGUUAUUUUGGAUCAAUUAAUUAAAUCAACAAAACAUCCUAGAUUAGAGAAAAGUCCAGGAAGAAAGAUGGCAGUACAAGUUAAUAUGGUAAUUGGAUUAUUGGCAAUAUUUAAGAAUAUAAUGAAUAAAAAUUAUAGUAAUAGAAAUAAUAAUGGUAUUGCAGACAAGAGAAUUGGAGGUAUUGCAAUGGACAUGUUACAAGAAGCCAUUAUACAUCCUGAUCCAUACUUGAGAAAUGCGGCGAGCGAAGCAUUAGGAAGAUUACUAAGCAUCGUUGGAGGUAAUCUGGUAACUACACAAAUGCAAUUAUUGGUUGAUCAAGUAGUUAAUAAUAGGGAACCUGACACUAGAGCAGGUAGUGCGUUGGCACUUGGAUGUAUUUAUAGUCAUGUAGGAGGAAUGGCGGCUGGUAGUCACCUCAAAACGUUAGUUGGUAUAUUAUUAUCAUUGAGCAGUGAUCCUCACCCGGUGGUACAUUUUUGGGCAUUAUAUGCAUUAGCAAAAGUAAUUGAAUCAGCUGGAUUAAUGUUUUCUCAAUAUGUCAGUAGUACUUUGGGUAUUAUUGCUAAAUUAUAUAUGGCAGAUACUCAUGAACCAGGUGGUGGUAGUGUCGGGACAACAAAUGUUGGGUUGGGAUUUUCCGCUUAUCAACAAUUUGGUAAAAUUAUAUAUGGAUUGAUUGGUACAUUGGGUCCAGAACUACAAUCAAGCGCUAAAGUAAGAAAUCUGUGUUUAAAUUUGAUGAUUGAAUUGAGAAAUGAUGAAGAACAAAUGGUUGUGGUAGAAUCAAUUAGAUGUUUACAACAUUUUAUUAUGUUUGCUCAACAAUUUGUUGAUUUACCUAGAUUGGUGGCAUUUUUACAAUUUCAAUUAAGUAGUAAACAUUUACCAUUAAAAGAAGUUGCGGUUACUUGUUUAUAUCAAUUAGUACAAAAAAAUGCUAAACAUGUAUUUGAAGUUGCAGUACCUGGAUUAGAUAAUCAAUUAUUUAGCUUAUUGGAUACUGAUCCAACUAUUGAUGGUGUUAAAGAUAUAGUAAAGAGUUGGUUAAAUCAAACAGCAAUUGAUAAUCCUUCUCUCUGGGUUGAAUUAUGCAGAAAAGUAAUGUCAAAAACUGGUAGCGUUGCAAGUGCAGGUGCUCCAAUCGAACCUCCUUCUUUAGAUAUAUCUGGUAAUGAUGAUUUAGAUGGAAUUGGUAAUGAAAAUGACUUAGAUGAAGGCGGUGAUGAAGUCAAAGGUUUUGAAGUUAAGGUAGAAAAAGGAAAAACCAACACCUUCCAAGUUCGUAAUAGAGAAUUAGAAAAGAAUACUAAAUUAAUUCAAGAUUCUGUACAAAUUCCACCAAGAUGGCGUACUCAAUUAUUUGCUUUACAAUGCUUACGUCAAGUUGUUGAAGUUAUUAGUAGUUCUGGUGAUAAAGAUCAUUUUGAUUUAGUUAUUGCGAAGAAAAAAGGAGCCACUGGAAAAGAUUACUUAGUAUUAAGAGUACAAGAAUUAAUUAAAAUGGCUUUUAUUGCUAGUACUGCUGUUGUUAGUGAAAUGAGAUUAGAAGGAUUAACUGUAUUAAGAGACGUAAUUGAGAAAUUUGCCGCAACACCUGAUCCAGACUUUGAAGAAGCUGCUCUUUUAGAACAAUAUCAGGCACAAAUAGGAGCAGCACUUACACCAGCUUUCACGGCAGAAUCUUCACCUGAAAUUCUAUCAGCUGCUGUAAAAGUAUGUGCUGUAUUUGUUGGUAGCGGUAUAGUAAAAGAAUUAUAUCGUAUGGGUCGUAUACUGAAAUUAUUAACUACUGCCUUAGAAAAUUGUAAAGAUAAUGUUAGUGUUACAACCGUUGGUGACGUUAAAGAUUUGAGUCCUCAUGCCGCCAUAAUGAUUAAAUUAUCUGUAUUAAAUGCAUGGGCUGAAUUACAAGUUUCUAGUAUUAAACAAUCUUAUUUAAUACAAGUUAUUGAACCUAACUUGUCGUUGUUGUGUCCAUUAUGGGUAUCAGCAUUAAAAGAAUAUGCUCGAGUACAAGUUGAGCCUGAUGUAGCUGAGGCACAAACUAAUAUUAUUGGAAAUGGAAAAAUUGGAGGAAGCGGGGGGAAUUUUGGUGGUGGUUCUGCACAAACUGAAGUUUUUGAUUCUAUGUACAGUGGAUUAACAAGGGAAGUUAUUCUUCCGUAUUAUAAUAUGUCUUGGUUGACAAUAUUAGGAGCAGUUGCUAGUUUAUUGGAAAGCGGAAAUCCAUUAAUUAUUAGCGCAUUAAAUGGGAGCGACUCUUCAUCUACGUCAAGUGGUGAUGUUAAUGAAGAAGAAUUCACAGAUUUCGAGAAUGAGAAGGAAAAUGAAUCAUUUGAUGAUUUCACAGAUUUCACUACUGCAACGGAAACUUCAACAAAAAAAGAGGCAGUAAAAGAUUUUUUUAUAUUAUUUGGUCUUUGUGUAGAAGCAUUAUCAAAAACAUUUGGAGGUAGUAAUAGAUCAAGUGGAUUAGGUGUCAAUUCAAGUGUAAAUAAUCCUAAUAAUACAAAUGAAAAUGAUAAAGUUGUUAAAACUUGUAUUAAUGCUUUAAAAGCAUUCCUUAGACCAAGUGUAGCUGGAACCGUAUUUUUAGAGAAAGAAAUGGUUAUUGAAUUAAUUAAUUUAUUUGAUAGAUUAAUUCUAACUGAAGGAUUUGAAGUACAAUAUGAUAUUAUACAAAUCGUUGCUAAUAUUAUUAAUGAUUAUGGUAGUACUUAUCUUUGUGAAGAUUUAUUAUCGACGGAAGAAGAGAGUGCAACGAUUAGUGGAAAUUCAGAUGAUACUGUUACAAAUGAUGAAACUGAUGACAAAUCACGAACAGUAGUAUUUUAUAUUUUAAGAUUAAUUGUUAAUAUAUUUUUCCAAAAAGUCCCAUCCCUUUCUACAAGACCCGCAUCUCUAAGAAUAUUUAGACCUCCUCAAGGUAAUGCUAGAGGGCAAACUUCUCAGCAAAUUAGUACAAUAUUAAAAGCUUCAAUAGAAGCCUUUACUUCACUUAUUAUUGUUGCACCAAUUAAAUAUAAAAAUGAUUUUAUCGCGAUAGCAUUUUAUAUAUUUAUAUCUAUAAUUCAAGAUUCACAAUUUCAACAAAAUGAUAUAAUACAAAAUAUAUUAUAUAACGUAAAAUUAUUAUGUGAUGGAGGGAAUUUAGAAAAAUCAUUUAGAGAAGAAAAAGAUGUUAAUAAUUUUUCUAAAAUAAUUCAUUCUUCUAUUUGGUCUAUUUUAACUAAAAUUAAUUCUCUGCUUGUCAGUGAAAAAGUAGUAUAUAAGGAAGAAGAAGUAUCAACAAUAAAAAAUUGUUUAUUGGCUAUCACAUUAUUAUUCACUUUUAAUCCUAAAUCAUGUUUAAGAUCUAAGGAAUUACAAGAUAGAUCAAUUGAAAUGUUAAAAAAAGGAUUUCAAUCUAAUGAUGCUACGGUCUCCGUAACUUCAUUACAAUGUAUUCGUACCUUAAUAUUACUUUCAACGAAAUCGACAAAUGACUUGAUCAAUACAACAGAAAGUACUACAACAUCAGCUUCAAUGGAAAUUAGUAAUAAUUUUAUUAAAGCUUUAAUACCACAACUAGUUAUUUAUUUACAAAAUAUUAAAGAAUCAGGAUUAGAACAAAAUGAUGAUAAAUCAAAUAUUGUCGAAGAAAUUAUUAAAACUUUAUUAACGAUAAAUACAGUUGCUAAUGAAUCUCAAAAAUCAUUGGUUAUAGCGGUUAUAUUACCGACAUUAAUUAAUCUUUUAGAAAAUCCCCCAUUGGAAUCAUAUUAUCAACUUCCACAAUUACAUACAAUUUCAGUUAAACAUAUUCUUUCAUUAGCAACAAGUCAACCAUUAAAUUUUAAAGAAGCGAUAGGAUUAUUAUCACCUCAACUUAAAACAAAAUUAGAGAGUGCUAUAAGAUUUAAUGUAUUACAAGAACAAGCUACUCAACAACGUUUACAACAAGAAAGGGAAAGAAAAGUUAAUGAACAAUUAGAAUUAAGUAAAGGACCUAGUAUAGUUUUGAAGAAUGAUUUUUCUGAUUUUUCUGGAUUUUCUUAGAAUGAAAUUAAGUAAUAUGGUUAAUA